Molecule: messenger RNA, 1014 nt
Organism: Lecanosticta acicola
Lineage: Eukaryota; Fungi; Ascomycota; Dothideomycetes; Mycosphaerellales; Mycosphaerellaceae
Source: the annotation of a GenBank genome assembly
AUGGAUACCUCUUCCACCCCAGCCGACGCGCGCGUUUCCGGUGUACCAGAGGAUGGUGACAGCGGCAGAAGUAGCUCGGCGGAAGGCUGUGUUCCGUCCGCUUACUCGCGCGUUCCUGACAUACCAGAGGCCGAUGGCAACAGCGGUAGCAGCAGCUCGGCGGAAGACCCUCCUCCAUCUGCGGCCACUCGAGUCUUCGGCAUUCCGGAGCUGUUUGAACAGAUCUUCCUCCGCGUACACUUGGAGACUCUCCUCCUCGCACAGCGCACAUCCCGAGACUUCCGCAGCAACAUUCAGGGCUCAAAGAAGCUCUUGCGGAGGUUGUAUCUGCUUCCUAGUGAUGAAGCACCGGAACAGGACGACUUCAUCCAGAGCGUCGAAAACACAAAACUGGAACGGGAGCGCGAACUGCUCCUCGAAUGGCUCGAUUUCUCUGAGGUUGAUAAAGUCAUGAUCGAGGACCACCUAUCGUGGCGCAAGAAAAUAAGGGGUCGCUCGUCUGUCAUCUUCAAUCCCUUUCUGGAAAAUCUUCUGCUCCAGCGAAAGGGACUCGUUAUCUGGCCCGAAGCCUCGAAAUACGGCCCAUUUGUCGGCCGUCUUGAGCCAUGCAUUGACGAUAGCGACAGCGACAGCGAGAGCGACAGUGACAGUGACGGUGACAGCGACAGCGACAGCGAUCAUGCUGUCCUCGGAUUGGAAACGGAUCUCUUGUACGAACAGCGAUCUAGCGUUCUUCAACACAUGCCGGAGCUUGAUCAAGGCAGGCCAACUCCGUACUCUGCGCCGCGCAAGGAACAUUCCUUGUGGGAGAUGUGCCUGGCUCAGCCUUCGGAUCGUAUGGUAGAAGUAAAGUUGAGGCGUCCAGGCACGUUCUUUUCCCGGCGAGAUUUUUCAGGCGGCAGUUCAAUCAGAAGCUUCAUGAACUGGAUCGAAGGAGAGUGUGAGCAGGAUACGAGAAACAUGGAGCUGCCACUGCAAGAUUACACGGAAGCCGACGAACGCCAGGAUGAAUAG